CCUUAUUUCCUGAUCCUACCUGUAGCUGAGCAGCAGUCAGGUGUGAGGGGGUCGUCAGAGGAAGAGUCAUGACAGCAGAAAGCUGCUUUCUCCUGUCUUCAUUGUAGGUCAUUGGAACAGCUGAGAGGCUCCUGGACAGGAGCUGGUGUCAGGAUGAAGGGAGGCCUCAGGCUGGUGGUGCUACUGAUGUUGUCUGUGGAGUCCAGCAGUUUGUCUCCACCUGGGAAACCAGUCCUGCUCGGCUGCAGGUCCCCAGAAAAGGAGACGUUUACCUGCUGGUGGAAGCCGGGUUUGGAUGGAGGCCUGCCAACCGUGCACCGCCUCUACUACGAGAGAGAACAGUUGGAGGGAACGCAUGAGUGUCCAGACUACCGCUCUGCAGGAAGCAACUCCUGUUUCUUCGACAAGAAUCACACCUACAUCUGGGUCGACUACCACGUGAUGGUGGAGGCUUCCAACGCCCUCGGAAAUGUCCCCUCAGAUCCCCUCAAGUUCGAUGUGAUGGAAAUCGUUCGGCCCUACGCUCCUGAAAACGUGACUCUCAUGGUGGAGGAGAAACAGGAGAGUCCAUAUCUCCACAUCAGAUGGAAGCAUCCCUCCAACACUGUCUCCAGGUCCGGCUGGAUCACCAUUAAAUACCAGCUGAGGGUCAAACAAGAAAACAGCAACGACUGGAAGAAUUACACUUCGGGUACACAGAUGGGUUUCAGCCUGUACAGCAUCCAUCCUGGGGCUGUGUACGAGGUUCAGGUGCGCUGUACGCUGGACCACAGCUCCUGGAGCGAGUGGAGCAACACAACCUUUGUGAAAAUCCCAAACUAUCUUCAGAACGAAAGACCAUUCGGGAUUUUGGUUUCCAUCUUCUCUACAAUUCCAGUUGUAGCAGCGCUGUGUGUCUUGGUCACAAAACGGAAAUAUGUGAAACGGUUUCUCCUGCCGCCUGUUCCUGGUCCAAAGAUAAGAGGAGUCGAUGUUCAGCUUCUCAAGAGUGGGAAAUCAGAAGACGUCCUCGGUGCUCUGAUUGUCAACCAGAACUUUCCUCCUAUGGUGGCCCGCAAGGACCAGAUGGAGGAGUAUUUAAUCGUGUCUGAUGGUGGUGAAUGGCUUCUGCCGGCUCCCUUAAAGUCUCAGAAGAAGAAGAAAAGCUCCUUCAUUCCUGCUGGAUUCCACUUAGACUCCCAGUGUAAGGAGUCAACCCCAAGUCAAGUUCAGGAGAACAAAGAUGAAAUGAAGAGUUCAUCUAACCUGGAGCAGAAACAGGAGUUCUCGGGUAUUAACUUUGCGGCAGCAGAUCUGCAAAAAGGUGCUUCUGAGAACUUCAUGCAACGGCUUCCAAACAGCGGCUAUGUGGAUAUUCAGAGACAGGAGAACAUUGUGGAGGUGGAUGGGAUACUGGUGGACUACAGCAGAGUGAAGGAGGUGAACGGUGACAAUGUUUUCAUCCUGCAGAAGGAAAACGUCCCGCUUAGUUUGGACGUUCAGAGACGAGAGGAGAGCAUGUCAGAGGACUACAGCAGAGUGAAGGAGGUGAACGGUGACAAUGUGGUUCUCCUGCAGAAACAAAAUGGCUCAGAUGACUCUUUCUGUACAGAGAAGGGAAACCGUUACACACACUGCACCAAUCAGACGCAAAGAAAUCCUCACAUGACUGGACUCAGUAAAAUAGGAGUCUGCACAGAUCUAAGCAGUGAUGGAUAUGUAGAUACUAUCCCUGCACCAUCUUUAAUUUAACUUUUGUUCUUUGUAUAGUUAAAUGAUUGUGAUUAUGUUAUCAAAAGAACUGCUCUUGCAUUCAUGGAUGUCAGAAGAUGCACCAUCUGAGAUCUAGAGUGGAAUGUCUUCACAAAAGUUUGGAUUGCUCUGAAAAGUCCACCGAGGAUGAAAUCAAGUUACUCCAGUACCAAGAAGAGGUCAGGUUUUCACUUAUUAAGUCGACUGGUUUGGAAUUUGCUUAAUUUGCACUAAGUUUCCCCCAUACAUUCAUGGUCUCCUGGGGAUGCAUCAGAACAUGAAAGUGGUUUUGUUUGAACCAUGUUUGCUGCUUCCUCAGGAAAUUUUGAGCAGAAAACUUUUCAUUUUCUGCGUUCUGGUGAAGUUUUCUGCACCGAUUUGUGCCUUCUCUGCAUGAAUUCAUUGUAGAAAUGUUUGUAUUUAUGCAAAAGAAAACUCAAAAUUUGUCAUAAUAUAGUGGAAUAUGAGGCUGUCACGCACUCUGUAUUGUUUUUAAAUAUUUAUUUUCCUGGAGAUCUGAUGUUUUUAAUUUAAUAUUUGUGUGUUGUGGUUAGUCGUUUCUUAAAAUCUGUAUGUGGCAUCUUUGAAUUAAUAAAAAAAAAAAAUUCAGCUAACAGCUUGUAGCACGUCUUUCAGUAAGAUUUCUGUUUACUUUCAACUUUCUGUGCAUUCAAGACAUAAAACACUUUUCUGUGUUUUGGGAUGAUUUUUAGAAAUCGUGUACAUCUUUGAUAACAGAAUACAGCACAUUUUGGGUGUAACUGAUUAAAACAUUGAUCAGAUCUAUUACAGAAUGUGAUCUUCAGCAACACUUGUGAAACAAUUUGGUUUUAAGCCUUUACGAAUAUUGAGGGCGAUUUAUCCUCUGCGUCAGUUUGGUGAUUUUUGUCUUGUACCAUCAUGGGGUUGAUAUUUUUGCUUUUGUGCAACAUUUGAAAGGAUUGUUGUGAAAGUUACUACAGAUAUUCAGGGUCCAUGAAACAUAAAUGGUAAUGGUUUGAUAACUUUUCCUGCUCGUGCCAUCGUCUGUUCAGGGAUGGGAUUUGUUGACAUUAAGAUAAAAUCAGAAGCCUCACCAGAAUUUUAUCCUCAACGAGUUAUUGGCAGUUAUUGGAUUGCUUUAAUUACUUUGCAGUUGUCUGUUUUGCCUCAGGCAAAUUCUGGUCUGUCUGGUUCAUCCGGGAUGAACACAAGAAACUACAUGUAUUUUCUAUUGAAUUUAAUUUUAGGAGCAUUUUAAAUAUAGUUGUUGCUACUCGUGAGACUGUGCUUUUAAUUAAUCUGAUGUAAAAAGACUGAACACAAACAUGUCAGUGGUCUAUUCAACAUGAACAGUUCAUUUCUUUAGACUUUUGCGGUAACUUAUUUGACAAAUUUAUUUCCAGAAUGGUUCAGGGGUUGAAUUCUUUUUGGAAAUACUUUUCUCCAAUCAUAACAUUUUCCUAUUUUUUAAAAUGGGUUUAUCUGAAAUUCUAAAUAAGACUUUAAAAUCUAUUUAUGUAACACAAUGCGAUGAGUUUGCUAAUAAAUGAAGCCCCAUACUUCUACUUUGAGACAGGAAGUCUUUUAGAAAGAAGCAUUUCACAUGUAAAGGUACUUUUUAUCCUUUUCAACAAAGAUUUUAAAAAAUAGAUAUAUUUUACAUCCAAUCAAGGAGCAUAGUAAUAAGAUAAUUCAAAUGUGUUAACAAAUAUGACAGUGUAAUAAAUUUUGUGCAGCUUCUGUUUUCCUACUUUAGAAGUUUAUUUUUGCUCCUUCAGGUUAAAAACAAUGCCACUUAUGAAGACCUUCAAGAUAAGGCCUGCAUUGUUUUGUAUGAAGUAAAGUUUUAGGUUUUCU
Acanthochromis polyacanthus (spiny chromis) is the source of this 3570-nucleotide messenger RNA. RefSeq names its product prolactin receptor b (gene prlrb). Gene Ontology annotation, biological process: cytokine-mediated signaling pathway. Gene Ontology annotation, cellular component: external side of plasma membrane. Gene Ontology annotation, molecular function: cytokine receptor activity; protein binding. The transcript is spliced from 9 exons. Bases 154 to 1731 code for a protein of 525 amino acids. NCBI's taxonomy places the organism in Eukaryota, Metazoa, Chordata, Actinopteri, Pomacentridae. The record is from RefSeq and is a predicted model, not a curated record.